AUGUCUACCAUGAGCUCGUUUUGGUCCUCCUUUGGCCUUGGAUCCAGGGAUUCCGUUUCAAAGUCAGACAAGGCCAAGGCGGCCCUGGAAGCUGACCUUAAAUACCUCUACUCCUCCUUCACCAAGAUCCCCUGCCUGAGGCUGGCUCCUGAUCACAGAGCCAGGCUGAUCAGCGGCUACGAGGAGUUUCCGUUUGAUACCGCUGUACCCUUGCAUUCCUUUAAGAACCUGAGUGCCCUGGAGAUCAUCGAUGUAGACUUUCGGUCCUUCUUUGGCUGGGACCGCCUGGCCGAGCAGCUGAGGUCCCUGACUCUUAAGCGUGCCCAUCUCGAGGAUAUUGGUGACUUGCUGACUGGCAUCGUACUAGAUGACAUCGACAAGCGCAGACGGAGGUCCUCUAAGUCCCAGCCGUCGCCCGUGCUCGGAUGGCCGUCCAACGGCAGCUCAGCCGUCGCCCCAGAGCUCGGAAAGUCCAUCUCUGCUCCAGGAUCCCCCGUCGCAGAAACUGUGUUUGGUACCAGUGCCAGCCCCAAAGGUAGCUCUGCCAUGCUGAGGGGUGACUCCUCGGAUGGUGUAAGGAGGAAGCAUGGCCGUGCCGAAAGCAUCUCCCCCAGCCGGCCCACGAGCUCCAACAAGCCAGGAUCCAGCCACCGUCAUAGUCAUCAUCAUAUUCACCAUCACCCUCGAGGCCACUCCUCGAAAAUGAAGAGGUCUGGUUCUGGUAGUUCGGAAUCUAGCGAGUCUUCAUCGACCGCCUGUCGUGAUCGUGGUAUCUCUAAUAUGAUGACAGGUGGAAACACCCAAUUGAGUUCUCUCAAAUGGCGCUUCCUUAGACAUCUCAACCUGACAGAUAACUCCUUAACCAGCGUUAGUGUAGCUAGCCUCGCGCCAGUAGCAAAUACCUUGCACUCGUUAGAACUAUCGUGGAAUCUCUUUACCGAGGUUCCCGACAGCCUUGCCUCCCUGGUGGCUCUGAGGUCCCUAAAUCUAUCCCACUGUAUGAUAGAUUCUCUACACUCUCUGUCAAGAAGCCCCUUGCCUGCCAUCACCUCUCUGAACCUUCGUGGGAACAGACUCCGCUCGAUUGCCGGUGUUGAACGCCUGCUCUCGCUGGAACGCCUCGAUCUGAGAGACAAUGCCAUCACGGACCCUGUGGAGAUUGCCCGCCUGACUGCCAUUCCUUAUAUUCGUGAAAUCUGGAUCUCCGGGAACCCAUUUACCAAAUCGCAUGCUGGACAUCGGGUCACCAUCUUCAACCUGUUCCGCCAGACUCCCGGAUACCCUGAGGACAUCUUCAUCGAUAACACUGGCCCUUCAUACUCCGAGAGGAAGCAACUCGUGGAACGAGCCGCUGAGCCCGAAGCCGCGCCUGUCAUUCGAAAGGAGGCCGCUGGCCCACAGGCCGACGCCAGCACCGCCGCUGUUGACCAACAGCUGCCCGCUCCAGAGACCCAUGUCGUAAAGCCUCGUGUCUCGGCUGCGGAAGUGGCAUCACCUCGACGAAAGAAGCACCAUAAGAAGCGGGUUAUCGACCUCACCAACGAUGCCAACACACCCACACCUGUUGCGACAGAGAACGAGUUCCCCGACGGCCCUGCAGUGCCUGACUCAUCCGUUGACCAGCCAAAGCCCAAGCCCAAAGAUACUGAUAGACAACCUGUGCGUGAACAACAGCAGUGGGUGUCUCCAACUACCGCUACCACAAUAGCUGCACACACGGCAUCCAUGGAGUCUCCAAAGACAACUACAGCCACCACCGACGUCGACCCGCCAAAGAACAGAACUCUUCUCCCUGCCAUCGACAACAUCGACUGGGACGUCAGCGGUGACAUUUACCGCCAACGUCUUGAGGCACUGAAGCACGAGGUCGGCACAAACUGGCUAACGGUCCUUGGCGACGAUAACUGGGCCAACAACGCAAAGAAUAUCAACCUGCAUUCUCAGGGAGCUGAUUACCAUUCUACGGCUGCCCCCAUCCGGCCUCCACCCCCGAUCGCUCGAACAAGCAGCCAGAUCAUCGCAACUGGUGGUCGGGCACUUGGAUGA
Messenger RNA from Microsporum canis CBS 113480, 2046 nucleotides. Its product is annotated as leucine Rich Repeat domain-containing protein. Lineage: Eukaryota; Fungi; Ascomycota; Eurotiomycetes; Onygenales; Arthrodermataceae. The transcript has a single exon. Gene Ontology annotation, cellular component: cytoplasm. Bases 1 to 2046 code for a protein of 681 amino acids. The record is from RefSeq and is a predicted model, not a curated record. Gene Ontology annotation, molecular function: protein kinase binding.